Molecule: messenger RNA, 240 nt
Organism: Caenorhabditis bovis
Lineage: Eukaryota; Metazoa; Nematoda; Chromadorea; Rhabditida; Rhabditidae
Source: the annotation of a GenBank genome assembly
AUGCUCUUCCGAAUCAUUUUCCUGCUCUCGGCGCUUUUCCUCGUUUCGUUUGCUCUCGUUUCCGACAUUUCCCACCGCUUUUUACACAAUGAUAACAAGGAAUACAAGCAACUUGAGCCGAUUUACACGGCGUAUGGCCUCGAAAAUGCUGGCCAGUUUUUGCCGCUUUAUGAAAUGACGAACUCGCAUCUUUUGAAGCUAAAUGAUUUGUUGAGAAAACGACACGAAAAUCGAACUUGA